Molecule: messenger RNA, 2276 nt
Organism: Gambusia affinis (western mosquitofish)
Lineage: Eukaryota; Metazoa; Chordata; Actinopteri; Cyprinodontiformes; Poeciliidae
Gene: tamalin
Product: trafficking regulator and scaffold protein tamalin
Exons: 8
Coding region: 197-1327 (376 amino acids)
Molecular function (GO): protein binding
Source: RefSeq, a predicted model, not a curated record
UUUACGUCGCUCCGAGCUAAUGAGUCCCCGCCUCCACCGCCUGUUGAGCGGCGACACUUCACUCCCAGGAGCCGCAGAGAAGUUCUGGUGAGCUUCAUGUUGAGGCUCAAACUUUCGGCUUCUCUCUCCGUCGUCUUGUGUCACACUUUCUACCGGACUGUCCGCGGCUGUAUUUCACUUUUACUUCCCAGCAGCAAUGACGUUCAGGAGGCUGAAGAAGGUGAACUCCAGCGGGGUGGACGGAGGACCCGCAUCCCAGGACAACGACAUUUAUUUCCCGUCGUCAAAGUCGGACAGCUGCAGGACGGUGAACCUCCCGGCCAACUCCUCGGAGGUUUAUAACUACAAGACUCUGGCUUAUUCUGGGGGCACGCUGCCCAGAAACUUCAAGAAGGGUGGAGGCUCGCAAAAGUGGAAACCCCUAACGCUGCCCCCAGAACCACAAAGGAAAGUGGUGGACUUGGAGAAAAAUGAAGAAGAGGCCUUUGGUUUUGAGAUUCAGACUUACGGCCUUCACCACCAGGAACAAAACUCAGUGGAGAUGUGCACGUUCGUGUGCAGGGUGCACGACGGCAGCCCGGCCCACCUGGCAGGACUUAAAGUUGGGGACACCAUUGCCAGUGUGAACGGCACCGCCGUAGAGGGAUUUCUGCACAAGGACAUCGUUCAGCUCAUCAGGUCAUGCGGCAACACACUGAGGCUGGAGACGGUUUACAGUGACUCAAUCCGAAAAGCUGAGCUCGAGGCCCGGCUGCAGUAUUUAAAGCAAACGCUUCAUGAGAAGUGGGAUGAAUACCGUUCGUUGAUGGUGCAGGAGCAGAGGCUUGUCCAUGGUAUCGUAAUGAGCGACGCUGCUCUGUACGAGUCCCUGGAGUCUGCAGGGAUCUACGGCAGCCUCGGCGCGCCCAGCCCCGCGGCGCAGAGAGCCCUCCGCUGCACCGGCAGCACCAGCAGCAGCGCCAGCCUCCUCAGCACGGCCACCGAGGACGACCCGCUCUACCAGACCUGCCUCUACCACUCGGACGGCUACGUGGACUCGAGCAGCGCCGACAAAAUCAACGAGCAGCCGCCUUCCCAGAGGCAGCAGCGCGUCCGACCGACUAGCGAACUCCUCACCGUGACCAAGACUCACCUGACCCGCAGCGCCAGCACGCGCAGCUACCUGAGGGGAUCUUCGUCGUCCCCGUCGUCCGUGGGCUCAGUGGAGAAACAGGGAGCAUUCGGCUCGCUGCAGAGAAAACCCAAACAGAAGAGCUUCCGCAGGCGUCUCCUCAAGUUCAUCCCAGGUUUGAAUCGGCCGCUGGAGGAAGAGGAGAGCAAACUGUGAGCAACGGACAGAAAUAAAGACUAAAAACAACAAUGACUUUCAAACUAAAGUGCCAAAGAAAACAGCAAACAGCCUCCAAAGAGGGAAGCCAAAGCUAAGUGGCUGCGUUGCUGGACUUUUAUUUCACAGGCAUACAAAACUUUUGCUUCGGCCUGUCUCGACUUCUAAGUUAUUUAUUUAUUUUUACAUGGUUUUGUCAUGCAGAAUGAAGGAAGUUUCAUUUUUUUUGACUGCAUGGACAUUUUUUUUAUUUUCACUUCAAAACCACAAAAUCUUGGCAAGUAUAUUUGGUCUAGUUUCUAGAGCAAAUCUCUUACUGCACUUAAAAUAAGACAAAACUAACUGACAAGUAACUUUUCAAAAGGAAACAGGAGGUUUUUUUAAGUGAGUGAUUCUAUAAUACUGAUUUUAAAAAGUACUAGCAGAUUAUUUCACUUGUCAUUUUUAUUUAAUUUCACUUUGGGAUUACUAAAGUAUUUUUUAAUUUGUAACAUUGCAAAAACUGUCUUGUUAUAAGUGAAAUAAUCUUCUAGUGGAAGAAAAAAAAUCAAUAUUAAUGAAUUAUUUACCUAAAACAAGCUUCUAAAUCGUCUUGAAAAGCUUAAAUAAUUCCUUGAUAUUGAUGGAAAAAACUCCACUGGCAGAUUAUUCCACUAACAGCAAGACAUUUUCCUGUGUUAUAAAUGAAAUAAUCUCAGUGGAAAUAGUAGUUUUUCCACCAAUAUUAAGGAAUUACGGACAUAAAUAAAAACCUAUUUAUUUCUGAAAGGUUCUUGUAAGUAAGUUUUGUCUAAGAUAUUUACACUAGAAAUUAAAACCAAACAUUCUUGUUGAGUUGUUGUUCUUUUGCAGGGUUGACAAACCUGUGAGAACUUUAAAUUGUGCAGCUAUUCAGAAUGACUCAAAGCCUGUUUUGGUUCCUAAAAAUAAAAUAUGUGGCAUUUCCAGA